GGGUCCUUUUGCCUAGUCCACAGUCCCUUUUGCAAGGAGCCCCACAACAACUCUUGCAAAGACUGUCUCCAAAGCCACCUCUCUCCAAUUCCUCUCCUCCUGGGUGCAAAAAAUAACAAAAACUAGGAGGGGGAGGAGGAGGAGCCCUGCUGAGGAAGGGGCUUGACCCCUUUCCCUGCCCACCCCUCCCCAGAUGGGAAAAGCAGCCUGGAAAGUGGGGCUGGACUGGUGGUUUGGCUUUUAGAUCCCUGGCUCCAACUUAAGAAGAACAGGAGGAAGAGGCGAGCAGUCUCUCUCCACCAUGGAGAAGCUGGAGGUGAGGUUUCCCGACCCAGGAUCCGGGAUGAACCCGGGUUUUUUGGAGCCUGGGCAGCAGCAGGAGCAGCAGCAGCAGCCCCUCUUGGUGCUUCUGGGGGAGCCCGGCCAAGGGGAGCCCCCCAACCUGGUGGAGGUGCAGCUGAGCGGAGGGGCGCCCUGGGGCUUCACCUUGAAAGGAGGACGCGAGCAUGGGGAGCCCCUCAUCAUCACCAAGAUUGAAGAAGGCAGUAAAGCUGCAGCUGCUGACAAGCUGCUGGCUGGAGAUGAAAUUAUCAGUAUCAAUGAUGUAGGCCUUUCUGGGUUCCGGCAAGAGGCUAUCUGCUUAGUGAAAGGCUCACACAAGACUCUAAAGCUUGUGGUGAAAAGAAAAAAUGAUCUAGCCUGCAGGCCUCACUCCUGGCAUGCAACCAAAUUCACAGAGAAUCAGCCUGAGACAGACACGUCACGGCUCCCCUCAACCAACGUCUGUGCUUCAUGGCACUCCCGGUACCAUGCAAGCUCCUCUUCCCAUGAUCUCUCAAGCUCAUGGGAUCAAUCAAAUCUACACCGUACCUCAGACCAGUUCAGUUCUGCCGGAAGCAUGGAUAGCUGGGACCACACACCCCAAACGUACCAGUAUGGACAGAUCUCCUCUGCAAAGUCCAACAGCAGCAUUGACCACCUGGGGAAUCCCAGCAAAAGGGAUUCAGCCUAUAGCUCUUUUUCUGCUAGUUCUAGUACUCCAGACCACAUGCUGUCCAAUGUUGAUGCUGCCUCGACAGAGAACAUGGUGUACAAAGUGGGUCAGUGGGAACCCCCAAAACAGGGGAAUAUCAAGGCUGCCUCAUUCCUAAGUGAUAGUGGGAGAUUAGAGGACAAACCUAGCUGUUUGCCACCCCCAUUACAAUAUGAAAACAACAGGAGUCCCCGACUAGAAGAUCAUGCUGAUUCAACAAGUUCUGGGUCUGGAAGAUCAAACUUUGUGCCUGUCUGGUAUGUGCCAGAGAAGAAAAAGUCCCCCUCUCCUCCCCCUCCCCCUCCCCCUCUCCGUAGUGAUAGCUUUGCUGCCACCAAAGGUCAUGAGAGAGCUCAUCCACCUCUGUUUGCAGAGGGUAUUCAGAGCACCCAGCACUUUGAAGUCCUGCACAGGGCUCAGGCCAGAAAUGACUGGAGUGCUGAAACUGCAGAGCAACAAAAGCGAGGUGCUAAGGCAGUUGAGGCUUCCGAUGGAAGGCAAGGUGGCAAUCCAGCCUAUAGAACUGAUUUUAGUCUGGAUUACAGUUUGUCCUCUUCAGGCGACAGGCUCAAUAAUAACGUGGGAAAUAUCAACAGGCUACAUUCAUCUCUGUCCAGUACUGAUGUUCGAUUUGCCCAGUCUGCUUACGGACAACAUCGCCAUCACCAUCAGCGCCAAUACAGUGAUGAAAGCACUUUCUUUCACAGUGCAAAAGUCUCUGCAUCACCCAAAGAGCAGCGACACCUCUCCACUUAUACUGGCAUCCAGGAAAGGCCAACUGACAAAUACAAUUGUCAGCCAAACCAGGUCAGGAUAUUUGAUGGUACUGCUCCUUCUCCUUCUGACAUGAGUUCUGAGGAGAAAAUGGAUCGUACUGGGCUAAGUCGCUAUUACUGUGUGACAGUGAAACAACCACCUCAGGAAAAAACCUCAAGACCACUACAGCUCAAGGAUGAAUCCUGGAAUCCUGGAAUAGGUAACACCUCCUCUGGACAACUUGAACAUCCUGCUGUAGCUAGAAUGAGCCAAAGUUCCCAGUACUAUCUACCUCAGCGAGCUGUUGAGUCUUCUCUUGAUGUCUGUGAAAAGAAAGGUCAAUAUGUAGUGAAUAAAGGAGAGGAUCUUAGAGCUGUUGUAAUGAAAGAUUCCAGAAGGAUAGGUUACCCUGAAAAACCAGUGCAGAGUAAAAACUUUGAGGAGAAUCACAGGAGUUACCAUGAGCAAGAAUAUGGACGGGAGUGUGUCCCAGUGACUGAUAAUAAGUCUGUCCAAAAAGAUUUCAAAUGGAGCGAAGAAGAGAGCUACAAAAUUUCUCCUCAGAAAACCCCAAUGUUACACUCUUUAGCUCAGGAAGGGAAAACCCAGCCGGACAUUGCCACUGAAGCUGGGAUGAAUAAACAGCCUGCAUUUGAUGCUCACUUAAGCAAAAAUGCACGAAGGAGUGAUCGUUUUGCAACCACAUUGAGAAAUGAGAUCCAAAUGAAAAGAGCAAAGCUGCAGAAAAGCAAAAGCACUGCUGUCUUAGCGGGGUCAACUGAAACAGAAGAGUAUGCUGAUAACUGGAAACCGAAUAAUGCAGAAAAGGUAAACUGCUCAUCAGAAAGUUCUUUCACUAACAUGUACAAAGAUAAUCUGAAAGAAGCCCAGGCCAGGGUUUUGAAGGCCACCUCUUUCCAACGCCGAGACUUGGAACCCAGUUCUUCAGAUUGUCUUCCAGACCAGAAGACAAAUAAUAGUAACUCUUCCCCAUUGACGUAUGUUUCUGAGGAUGAGUCAGGCUUUCUAGGGGCUAGGAAGUCCUCUAAACAGAAUCCAUCUAGCAGCCAUGCUCACCAUAUUCCUCGCAUUGGAGCUAGAAAGAGAUUCACAGCAGAACAAAAACUGAAAUCUUAUUCUGAGCCUGAGAAGAUAAAUGAAUUGGGUGUGUCAGAAGAUGACUACCGUCCACGCCGUCGGCCAACUACUUCUGAGGAAGCCUUGGGUUCUUUUGCAGAUAGGUGGAAGUUCUUUGAAGAAACUAGCAAGCCUGCCUUCCAAAAAUCUUCCCACAGACACACACCAUACAGUCAGCUAGAAGCACAGCCUCCAAAUCCACACAAAAAUUCUCAAGAAGGUGAGGGUGAGGGUUCCUGGUAUGAAAGGAGGAUGCGAUCUGCUUCUUUUGGAGUUGAGAAUAUGCUUUGUAUGUAUGAUAGACCCAAAGAAAAUAUCCAUUAUAGUAGCCAUAAAGGAAAAUCUGGACAACCUCAGAGAUUAGAAACUUUUGCAGAGUAUCAGGCAUCUUGGAAAGAGCAGAAGAAACCUUUAGAGACACGGAGUUCUGGAAGAUACCAUUCAGCUGACAAUAUACUUGAUGCUGGUCAUGAACAGCUUGAGAAAUCUCAGUAUACACAUGAACGCUCCAGGUCAUCUCCUUCUACUGAUUUCUACAAAAAGGAAGAAUCAGCUGAAGCAAGGAGACAAACAGAAAAUUCAGGAAAGGAUGAAGAGUGUAUUUUCUCAGCAGCAAGAUCUGAUGAAAGCAGUUGCAAUUUGAGCUACUUUUCUAAGCUCACAGUGUCUUUCCAGCCUCCUUUAAGCAGAGAGCAAACAUGCCUACUUUCUGGGUGUCAGAGGCCAGGUGAUACAGUGUACCCAGAAGGACAUCCUGGAGAACCAAGAACUCUGCAGGAUUACAGUAUAGGAAACAAAUGGAAGGUAUCUGGUAGGCCUUCACAUACAGGGCAGAUCCCAGUUGCAUCUCAGGGAAGCCGAGGUAGAUCGGGGACAUUGCCUAGUGAUUACAGAUAUUUGCAGAACAAUGUGAAUGAAAAAAGCACAGAUUGCAGCGUGCUGCCACUUGCCAUUUCUGAGUUACAUAUAUCAGAUAGGAACUACUUAUCCCCCACACAAGGCAAAAGAGAGGAAAGUCUUCAGAGAGAUUCAGCAGUGCUGAAUAUAAAACAUGAGCUUGUGCAUCAGAGGCCUUCUCCUCCCAAACAAGUUAGUAACUCCAGGCGACAGGACAAUUUUUCAGCAUCACUUGCCACUUCCUCAGAGUCUUCACUGACAGUCCCCAACAGGUCUCUUCAGUCCCUCUCUCCUCCUGCUGCCAGUGUGGUUGCAGUUAGCUCACCAUCUGCUCAGACUUCUGGGAAGAUUUCUGGAAAAUUAACCAGCACCAAACUGCCAGAUCUUCCACAACCAGCAUCCAUAGAGAAUGUUUGCCAGCACUUAGAAGAAAAAGCACAUCUCAGAUCUGAACCUGCGCUCGCUUCAACAUAUCACUACCAUCUAAAACCUGGAAUGGAGACAUCAAGAUCCCCUUCGCCACAGUUUGCUCCCCAGAAGCUGACAGACAAACCUCCCGUGGCUGUUCAGGAUGAGAAUCCCACUAGAAUUGAACGAGUGAUGGAUAACAACACAACAGUAAAAAUGGUUCCUAUCAAGAUUGUACAUUCUGAGAGCCAUGCCGAGAAGGAAAGCAGACAGAAUCUUGUGAGUGCCAUAGAGCCUCCUGCUUUACCAAGUGGCUUGGAGAAAGACCAGAUCAAAACACUUAGCACUUCCGAACAGUCCUACUCACGCUUCUGCGCUUACACAAGGCAAGGUGUAGAGCCGGAGCCUGAGAACAAAACCAGACUGCCUUAUUUGCAACCUGCUGAUGCACUUGGGGUCACCUCAAAGGACACUGAUGUUUCUGGCCACACAGUUAGCUAUGUCAGAGCCAAAGAAAAGUCAAUUGAAGAUUGGAAGUCAGAAGAAUUAGCCAGAGAGAUAGUGGGCAAGGAUAAAUCACUUGCCGAUAUCUUAGAUCCGAAUAUGAAAAUAAAAACCACAAUGGACCUGAUGGUGGGAAUCUUUCCAAAAGAUGAGCAUCUCUUGGAAGAAGCUCAGCAACGCAAGAAGCUUCUUUUAAAGGCUUCACCCAAAAUGUCGGAGGACAAGAAAGAGGAACCGACUCUGCCUUUGGCCAUCCCUUUAACAACCAAUUCCACCUACUAUAGCACAUCUGCCCCAAAAGCAGAACUCUUGAAUAAAAUGAAGGACAUGCAGCAGCAACAGCAGCAACAGCAAAAAGAGGAGGAUUCUGAGGAUGAGCUAGACCAUGAUUUGUCUGAGAAGAAGCAAGAACUUAUAGAUAGCAUAAGUCGAAAGCUGCAGGUGCUGCGAGAAGCUCGGGAGACACUCCUGGAAGACAUUCAGGCUAACAAUCUACUUGGAGAUGAAGUGGAGGCCCUUGUAAAAGAGGUCUGCAAACCCAAUGAAUUUGACAAGUUCCGGAUGUUUAUUGGAGAUCUAGACAAAGUGGUCAACCUUUUGCUGUCCCUCUCUGGUCGGCUAGCCAGGGUAGAAAAUGCAUUAAACAACCUGGAUGAAAAUGCCUCUCAAGAAGAGCGGCGUGUCCUGGUAGAGAAGCAGAAGCUGCUCACGCAACAGCAUGAAGAUGCAAAGGAGCUGAAGGAAAACCUGGAUCGAAGGGAGCGCAUUGUCUUUGACAUUUUGGCCAACUAUCUGAAUGAUGAGAGCCUUGCAGAUUAUGAACACUUUGUCAAGAUGAAGUCAGCCCUUAUAAUUGAGCAGCGGGAGUUGGAGGACAAAAUCAAACUUGGGGAGGAGCAACUGAAGUGUCUGACCGACAGUCUCCAGCCAGAAAGGCCCAAAUGACACUCCCACAAGGAGAUGGAUGCCUUGGACAGCACUGACAUGUACACCACUCCUUUGACCACUAAGAGGAGCCACUCUGAAGAAAUAACAUCAUAAAUAAAAGCAAUAAAGUUAGGGUUUGUUCCUAUUUGAGUUUGUUUGCAUUUCUAGAAACAAUUCAGCAUCCUCUUUGGAUGUCCCUUUAUCAUACAGACAAUAGAUUCUGUGUUUCAGUUUAGCACAUUAAGGAAAAUGUGGCAAUUUUGCAUGAGUACAGUGUUGUUUUUAACAGAAAUAACAUAUGUGCAAAUUCUGUUCAGAUCUAUACAACCAGCAAUGGAAGCUCUUGAAAACAGCAUUGAGGACUAUUGAUUUUAGGGACUUUAUGGUCUUGUAUUCAGGUUGGUGAGAUACAGUGGCAGUUUCAAAUGUGCACAGUUGGAUCCUUUUUGGCGAAAUGUUGCAUAAUAACGUUUUCAGAAAUUAUGUCAAAUCUGUUUGGAUAAGUAGACCUUUUAACAAACUACAAUAAAACUACUUCCAAACACACUAGGAAAUUGUGUGUUUGCAUGGCAGCUAGAUGGGUUUCUUUAAAUACCUUGUUGUGACCUCAGAGCUUACCCUCCAGAUAUUCUGGAUUGCAUUUCCCAUCGCUGCCUGCCAGCAUGGUCAUUCUAACACAUCUGGAGGACAUCAAGUGAAUGAAGGCUGAUAUUGGGAGAUGUGGAGCAGAAAGGGAGAGUGAUACCAGCUUGGUCUUCAUUUGAAGCUAGGGUUGUCAUGUUUUCAAAAAUGCAGUGAGGAUCAAAACUGAUGGCAUGCAGGGUUAACUAUCAAGAAACAUCUUUUAACAAAUUUGUGUUCUACGAAAUAAACCAAAUAUCAGAUGAAAGUAUUGGUUUCAAUUCAGCUAGCCAUGUGUUUUAUUGCAAAAUUUUAACAUGUUGUCCACAUUCAUGAAUUACAUGAUGUCACAUUUUGGUCUUUAUGAAGGGCCUAGAUUGGCAUCUUGUUCAGUCUAUAAAGAAGGAAAAAUUCCAUCUCUCAAAUGAGGGACAUCCCUUAUAAUAAGGGACGCCUGCCAAUCUUGUUAGGGGUCAGUUUUUGUGACUUUCAAAUAGGGAAUAUCCCCUAUAAUAAGAGACAAUUGCCAGCCCCCAAAGGGACAAAUCUUAGACCCUCAAAUAAGGGAGACCUGGCAACCUGAUUUGAAGUUUAGACAUUUCUUUUGACAAGACCUGUUCCACUCCAUUUAUUACUUUAUUAAUGGGUCACCAGAUCAAGGGGGAGGACCAAGGACCAAAGUAUCAUUCAGCUCAUGUUUCUGAUAUAUGAAGUAAUGAAAGACUUGAUUCUUAUAUGCCCAAAUCUGUAAUACAGGGUAGAAUUCAUACUAUAUUAUGAUAGGUCAGUGAUGGCGAGCCUAUGGCAUGAGUGCCAGAGGUGGCACUCAGAGCCCUCUCUGUGGGCACACAUGCUGUCACCCUAGCACAGAGUUUGCCAGAGUUUCUUACUAGAAAGCCAGAGGGACGUGGCACUUUGUAAUAAAUAAGUGGGGUCUGGGUUGCAGUUUGGGCACUCGGUCUGUAAAAGGUUCACCAUCACUGUGAUAGGUACUCUGGGUAAAUGUUCAUUCUGUCUAUUAUUUCCUUUGCACAAAGCAAAUUGUUUUUAUAGUGCAUGUGGUGACAACAACUACUGUUGUGAGGGAUCUGUCCCCUUUUCUUGCCUCUGCAAGAGACAACGUUCUUGCUUUAUGGUUAGAUGUACUCACAGUUGCAUGCAACUGACACUGAAGUGGAUGGGUGGGUGUGUCUGCAUGGCUUUCCACUUUCCUACUGACAAGUAUCCUUGUGAUAGAAGGACUUUGAUUCUCUGUUCCAAGCCACAGAUGAUUAAAUCUGCUAAACACAGAGACUCCUACUAUGUCUUAUUAAACUGUCCUUUAUUGCAAUUCCAACCAAACCUGUUUUUUAAAACUUUUUUUUUUUUUAAGAAAUCACAAGAAGGAUAUUAUAACAACUGCUAGCGAACUGGCCUGUGGCAUAGGCUAAGUUCCCUUUUGUUAAUAUAUAUUUCUGAUAGAUAAAGGAUAAUCUUAUAUUCUUUGUAGAGACUAUUUUUAAAAGUUUUACUGAGAAAUGAUUUAAGCAGUACUUAAAUCAUGAACCAUCUGCCAUAUUACCCUGUUUAAGAAGUAGAACUAACUUAAAGGAUUAAAAAAAGAACUUUUUUCUUGAUACCGCCAUUGAAUUUGAAUGUAAACGUAAGCUUUUACUUCAGUUGUUCUCAUUAUUCAGUUAAUAGGGUCAUGAAGGUUUUAAAGUGUUAACUGUACAAUUUUUUUAAAAAAAUGAUAGCUGUACAAGUUUGGGGCAUAAUUCUUUCUGUAUAAUUAAGUAUUUCACAAGCAGACACAGUGCAAUCCUAUGCAAAUCAAAUUGGAAACAGGUCCUGCUUGAAUUCCAUGGAACCCACAGGGUUAAAACUGCAGCCUUAAGGGAGACCACCCUACAGAUUAAUUGACUUAAUAAAGGAAGUCACAGCCCUCAGUUUGCAAGUCAUGAGCAGGCUCUUGGAUUGCUGUCAUUCAUAAGUUCUCCAUAAGUCAAAAUUGACUUGAUGGCAGAUAACAACAAAUCAAGCAAAUUCCUACACACUUCUCUUCCGCCAUAACAUUCCAGUAAAGGUCCUGGUCAAACUAACUGCUCCUAAUACCAUUCAAAAAAGGCUCCCUGCAUUUCCCCCCACAUUGUCAGUACCUGAUGUGUCCAAUCACUGUUAUGUAAAAGCUUCCACUUUGCCUUGGAAUCUCCCCCCCCCCCCGCCCCAAAUACAUAGCCAAGCUAAAAUAAACAACUAUAUUUACUUUGGUCAGGUGCAAACAUUCAUCUUUCUCUCAUUACUUGUUUGUAGUGGUUACAUUUGUGUAUUUGAGCUCUAAAUAUAACUUCAGUAUAUAUGCAGUCCUUUGAAUUAAAUCACAUAAUUUUUAUGAAGAUAGCAAUAUGGAAAUUGAUGUGUAAUUGUAUUUAAUCCUUUUUGGAAUGUGAUGUUUAAUUGCCACCUUCAGCUUGCCUUCCAUAUUUCUUUUAUGUUUCGUUUUGUUUUUUAAUUUGCAUUGGCAAGUUCCCUGGAAGGGGCUAGAAGAGAGUUUCUUCCUACUGCUGUAUAUAAUUCUAUAAAUAGCUCUAUUGUCACUUUGUAAAGCAGAAAAUAUGGUGCUAAUGGCUCUUGGCACCUCUAGGUGAAGGAUAAUUUUUUCACCUUAUGGGUCAUUGCAAUUUUUAGACCUUUUUUGUGUAUAGUGAAAAAAAUUAUCAGAUUUUUCCCAUUGUCCUUUUGAGUUUGGUACCCUAAGUCAAAAAUACAUAGAGAGAUUUCAUAUUUGCUUCUUAAAUACUUACAUACUGAUAAACCAUUUUGCUUGACCAAGGGAAAUAAACUGAAUAUUGUGUUUCAGCA
Molecule: messenger RNA, 9124 nt
Organism: Sceloporus undulatus (fence lizard)
Lineage: Eukaryota; Metazoa; Chordata; Lepidosauria; Squamata; Phrynosomatidae
Gene: SHROOM2
Product: shroom family member 2
Exons: 11
Coding region: 302-5680 (1792 amino acids)
Biological process (GO): actin filament organization
Cellular component (GO): apical plasma membrane; apical junction complex; adherens junction
Molecular function (GO): actin filament binding
Source: RefSeq, a predicted model, not a curated record